AUGGCCAACGGAAUCGCAGUCAAUGAUGAUUGUCUUGGUGUGCCGCCCCCCCGAAUCACAACACGGCAACCUUACUAUCCAGCACCUGUGGGAUACUACCAGCUAUACAACCCGGCCAACGUAGUUUGGGAAACUGAAAGCCUGAGCACUUGGUCAGAAUGGAGUGAUCAUGAUGUUCCCUGUUGCGGCUGCGAUUGCGAUUGCCAACCUGCAGUCAACGAUCGUAACUCAGGCGAUCGACGCUGUUAUAGCACCCAGAACGGGACCAGCACUUUGCCAGUGGCACAGUCUGUUCUCAACCUACAGAACUACAGAGUUGCUCCCGAGCUGGUUCCAUCUAUGACAGUCCGAAACAACUCCAACAUACAACAGAACGUACGACGAUCUCCAGAUACAACAGCUUCGGGCUACGACAUACAUGGGUACUCAUCGAUAGAAGACCUCAUUUAUCACACCGCUAAGCAACAGCGACACUUGGAUGAUGCACAGAGACGAAUUCAAGAUUGGAUCAAGAUUAUGCCUGGGCUUGUUGGAGGCGAGACAGUUCCAACAGCCGAGCAAGAGCCUGACAAGUGUGAUUGCAAGAGCUGUAAAGAUGAGCGAAAGCGAGACGCCCGGAAAGCCAGAAAGGAGAAGAAGCAUAUGCGCAAGCCAGAAAACAAGAAGAGAAGCAAGUCUAGACGAUGA
Molecule: messenger RNA, 687 nt
Organism: Fusarium coffeatum
Lineage: Eukaryota; Fungi; Ascomycota; Sordariomycetes; Hypocreales; Nectriaceae
Exons: 2
Coding region: 1-687 (228 amino acids)
Source: RefSeq, a predicted model, not a curated record